AAUUCGGUAGCGUGCAGACCAACACGGUGCGCAAUUCAACACACAACAAUUACAUUUCAUUGAUCUACAUUUUGGGUUGAUUGCUGUUGAAAAUUAAGAAAAAUUUCCAUUGAAACAUCGUCGCAUCAUCGAGAAUGAUGAAGAAAGUUGCAACCCUUGUGAUUCUAUUGGCUGGUGUAUUGGCGUGCAGAGCGCAUGACGCAUAUUCAACCGUAAAUACUGAGGGUUGGAGCACUACACAGUCGACAGCAUCACGUACCAAAAAUUCAUUUUACCUAGAUGCAGCAGCGAACCAAAGCGUAGUCGUGAAUUGGUUGUUGGUUUGUGAAGAUCUGUGCGGAGCCGGCUUCGGCGGCCCGACAUGCGGCAAACACUGCUUCAGCAGUCCAGAAAGUGCAAAGAAUGAGAAAAACAAAUCUGUACACUUAUGUCCAGUCUUGUGUGACUUUGGUCUAGGUGGCAAAAAUUGCGAUUGCGACCAAGAGUCUUCCAAAACUCCAAAAAAUGCUAAAGAACUUUGUACUGCUGUUUGUCAACAUUCCAAUCUAACCAUCAAUGGAUGUUCAAUGUGUUUGUCGGGGUCGCGCGGGUCAGAUCAUACGACUCCGGGUUCCGUUCCAUUUAUGGUCACCGAUUCCGAUCGUACUGGCUCGAAAACCGUACCAUCAAAAUUAUUGAGAGAGGUUAAUCAAGAGACGGCAACAGCCCAUCAUUCACCAAUUACAACAACAACAACAUCACCACCAUUCACGACUAUCGCCACCACACCGGACUGGAGUGUGCUGUGCAUCGAUCUUUGUAAAAAAGGCGAAGGCGGGGCAUUGUGCAAUUGUGAUUUACCUCCAUUAAGGAUGAGUAAUUAGUCAAAUUUUCCUUUCAAAUCAAUUUUUCCAAUUCAAUUCAAAUCAAUUCCAUGUUGAAUUGUAUUUCAUUUUGUUUUUAAUCCGUUCCAUUCCAAAAAAAAAAAAAUCGGAGUUCCAAUAGGAUUGCAUUUAUAAACGUAACUGACUUGUGUUGUUUUGAUUCCAAUGAUUCAAUAUUUUUUCCAAUGUUCUGUUCGUUUCAAAAUUUUGAGGAAAAAGAAAGAAGAAAUUAACUACAUCAAUUCCAUAUCGAGAUGAAAUUUUGAGCAACGUCAGUGACUCCAUUGAUUUGAACAUUUAUGUGAAAGCACACCGGUCCGGUCGAAUGAAGUUACUGUCGUUGGUCAAUUUAGAUAUAAGAUGAAGAAGAAAAAAAAACCUAGUCACAUAAGAGAAACCACAUUUGAUUUUAAUCAAUUUCGGUUUUUUUCUUCUGUUUCUUGAUUUUAAACCGUUUUAAACGAAUUUUUCGGUUUGUUUAAAACACCAAAUGUUUUAAAUGAAAAAAAAAAAACAACAACAACUUAAAGGGCUUCCAUGCAUCAAUUCUAGUCAGUAAUCUAUUCGUUAGGUCAUAAGUUUGCGAUGGUACAUUCGAUGCACGCAUUUCGUGCGCAUUUCAUAAUCGAACCCAUCCGAAAAUAGUGUAAGGUAUAAAACACACGGAGUAGCAUUUUUUUUGGGAGGUUUUCGCACAUCGAAUCACAGUAAAUCCGAUUGAUGUGUGCUAUUAAAGAAAAAUAUCAACCAAAAUAUGAGGACAACAACAACAAGAAAAAUCUCUCAAUUUUAAUGGAAAACAAAUUUAAAAAAAAAAACAAACGAGGAAAGAAAUUCCUUGAAUAUAAUCAUACUGACGCAUUGUUAAUAUGAAAAUCCAAUUGACAUGCUGUGGAUGACAAUAACUAAAAAAUAAUAAUAAUAAUAAUAAUAAUAUUACAUAGUUAAGAGGCAAAAUGAUACAAUACCACUACUAAUCGAAAUGUUAGUAAACAACAACAUAAUAUGCGAUGUUUAGAUGUAACGUAAAUACUAUCAGCUUUGUGUUGUGUAAACUUUGUGCAGUUUGAUCUUUUCAUAGUAUCGAAGUAUCAAAUAUUUGAUGAGAAUAUCUACAUUUUUUCUUUCUUCUUAGUUUGAUCGUAUCUUAGUGAUUGUAAUUGAAUUUAAUGGAAAUGGUAAUGAUUUUAAAAAAAACGGAACAAGCAAGUUGGCCACGAACUUAUUCCAAUAACUAUCAAAUCAUAACCACUACAUACAUAUAUAUAUAUAUACUAUACACAUAAAAAUAAUUAAAAUAACAAAAAAAAAAAACGUAUUAAUCAGUAAUUCAUAUUUUAUCUUUAAUCAACUUAAUACAAAAUAAUAUUGACGAGGAAUUAAUUUCAAUCACACACACAGUGAACAUCAGAAAAAAAACCAAUCGUAAAACUUUCCACAUGAUAUGAAAUAACCAAUGUCAAAAUUCACCAUUCCAAAUCUAUUUAAAAAAAAAAAUACAACAACAGCAAAAAAGCCAAUAAACAUUUUACGUUAGAGCAGCACACAA
Sitodiplosis mosellana (orange wheat blossom midge) is the source of this 2412-nucleotide messenger RNA. RefSeq lists its product as uncharacterized. The transcript has 5 exons. The record is from RefSeq and is a predicted model, not a curated record. Lineage: Eukaryota; Metazoa; Arthropoda; Insecta; Diptera; Cecidomyiidae. The coding region runs from base 135 to 863 and encodes 242 amino acids.